Molecule: messenger RNA, 2691 nt
Organism: Urocitellus parryii (Arctic ground squirrel)
Lineage: Eukaryota; Metazoa; Chordata; Mammalia; Rodentia; Sciuridae
Gene: Clk3
Product: CDC like kinase 3
Biological process (GO): regulation of RNA splicing; peptidyl-tyrosine phosphorylation
Cellular component (GO): nucleus
Molecular function (GO): protein tyrosine kinase activity; protein serine/threonine kinase activity; ATP binding
Source: RefSeq, a predicted model, not a curated record
AGACCACUGCCCUGCCAAGGGACCCCGCCGUCUUGGCUCGCUCAUGGGUGUCCUCCCAGAAUCUGCUCUGCAAGCACUAGCGAUCUUGGGCGUGCCACCACGGCUUUCAAAAAACCCGCACGAACCGAGAGAAUAAUAUGUGGUUUGAUUCUUUCACUUAAGUGGAGUCGCGUCCCACUUCUCGGAGCCCCGACGCAAGGGCCUCUGUCGUGUGCUCUCCGGGUCUCAGGGAAACAAUGCCAGUCCUCUCCGCGCGCAGGCGGACACGGCGGGGCAGCGACAGCGGAGAGGGCAGAGCCUGGUAGUCGACCAGGCUCCACCUUUUGGCUCCAAGCGCCCUGUCAGCCGGGGACGCGCACCUAUCCGGCUUUUAGGGAUACGUGCGUGGAGACACGGCGUGGGGAGCCGGGCCGCUGCCCGGAACGUCCCUUCGGCCCUCCCGGAACUAGUCUUCACUGCUGCGGCACCGGCCGGAGCAGAGGAAGCUGGUCCCCCAGAGCCUCCGAGUUGAGUGCUAGAGCGGCCAGGCCUCUGGGCCAGGUCGAGCCCGGGACGACUACGGCUGCGUCACGCGGGAUUGGGGGGGCGGGGCCGCCACGGGCGGAGGCCGGAGCCGGAAGCGGAAGAGGCGCUUGGAGCGGGCAGUGGGGCCUAGCCGCAGCCCGAGCCUGGGAGACGAUGCAUCACUGUAAGCGAUACCGCUCCCCUGAGCCAGACCCGUACCUCAGCUACCGCUGGAAGAGGAGACGGUCUUACAGUCGGGAACAUGAAGGGAGACUACGUUACCCAGCCCGAAGGGAACCUCCACCCCGAAGAUCUCGAUCCAGAAGCCACGACCGCCUGCCCUACCAGAGGAGAUACCGGGAGCGCCGAGACAGCGAUACAUACCGGUGUGAAGAGCGGAGCCCAUCCUUUGGGGAGGACUGCUAUGGAUCUUCACGUUCUCGCCAUCGUCGGCGGUCACGGGACAGGGGGCCAUACCGGACCCGAAAGCAUGCCCAUCACUGCCACAAACGCCGCACCAGGUCUUGUAGCAGCGCCUCCUCGAGAAGCCAACAGAGCAGUAAGCGCAGCAGCCGGAGUGUGGAAGAUGACAAGGAGGGCCACCUGGUGUGCCGGAUCGGCGAUUGGCUCCAAGAGCGAUAUGAGAUCGUGGGGAACCUAGGUGAAGGCACCUUUGGCAAGGUGGUGGAGUGCUUGGACCAUGCCAGAGGGAAGUCUCAGGUUGCCUUGAAGAUCAUCCGCAACGUGGGCAAGUACCGGGAGGCUGCCCGGCUAGAAAUCAAUGUUCUCAAGAAAAUCAAGGAGAAGGACAAAGAGAACAAGUUCCUGUGCGUCUUGAUGUCUGACUGGUUCAACUUCCACGGUCACAUGUGCAUCGCCUUUGAGCUCCUGGGCAAGAACACCUUUGAGUUCCUGAAGGAGAAUAAUUUCCAGCCUUACCCCUUACCACAUGUCCGACACAUGGCCUACCAGCUCUGCCACGCCCUUAGAUUUCUACAUGAGAACCAGCUGACCCACACAGACUUGAAGCCAGAGAACAUCCUGUUUGUGAAUUCUGAGUUUGAAACCCUCUACAAUGAGCACAAGAGCUGUGAGGAAAAGUCAGUGAAGAACACCAGCAUUCGAGUGGCUGACUUUGGCAGUGCCACCUUUGACCAUGAGCAUCAUACAACCAUUGUGGCCACCCGUCACUAUCGCCCGCCUGAGGUGAUUCUUGAGCUGGGCUGGGCACAGCCCUGUGAUGUUUGGAGCAUCGGUUGCAUUCUCUUCGAGUACUACCGGGGCUUCACACUCUUCCAGACCCAUGAAAACCGAGAGCAUUUGGUGAUGAUGGAGAAAAUCCUAGGGCCCAUCCCAUCACACAUGAUCCACCGUACCAGAAAGCAGAAAUAUUUCUACAAAGGGGGCCUGGUUUGGGAUGAGAACAGCUCUGAUGGCCGGUAUGUGAAGGAGAACUGCAAACCUUUGAAGGUCAGUUUCUGGCUUCCCCCAGCUCAACUCAUGCCAAGGAGACCCCAGGCACCAGACAAACAGCAGAGACAGAACGGGCAGCUAAAGGCUGCCUCCUCGUUCCGGCUCUGUGGGAGACAGCACCCAAGACUGCUGGGUGUUGGCAGUGAGGCUUCCUGCAAGCUGCCCCAGAGGGGCCCUUAGCCCUACCCCUUCCCCACAGGGUGGCUAUGAAUAUAAUUGGGGAACAUCAGAAGAGCCAGAUGUCAGAGACCCUGCUGCUUCCUGACCCUCCCUCUCAUCUCAAUUUUGGGAAGAACUAGGCAGGACUGAGGCAAGGGGGAGGGAAGAUGUAAACAUGGCCAGGAAGUCUGUCAACUGCAUCUGGUGCCUGGACAAGUGAAUUUUGCAGAGGUGAUUUCUACCCACCUCUCAGGACUUUGCAUGUGGGGUAGAGGCACCAACCCAGCAAGACACCCAGUAGCCUAAGUUCUGAGCAAAACCUUAGAACUUGGGCAUGAAAGGCAAGGAGCUGCUGUUGUCUGUCCCAGAGGGCGGAAGUAGAGUCCUCCAAGGAGGCAUCCCAGAGGCAAGGGGACUGCUGUGGACCCUGCCGUGACACUGAGGCACCUUGUGUCCUUGAGCAGAGUUAUAUGCUCCAAGAUUCCCUGGAGCAUGUGCAGCUGUUUGACCUGAUGAGGAGGAUGUUAGAAUUUGAUCCUGCCCAGCGCAUCACAC